AUGGAAAGUGUUACGAGUGCUUUCUUUGUUGACACUGAAGACUUGGAAAUGUUUGGAUUCAGUGAAUUAGAAGACAUCUGUGAAGACUUAGAUUUAGUUAAACUCUGUGAUGAAUUUGAAGCAAAACAAAAACCUCACUUGGUUGAUCCAUCAUAUGAUGAUGAGUUGUAUAAAUUUUUGCUAUGGUUAAAAAAAAAUAGUCAACGGUCAUCAUCUUUGUCAUCAUAUGAGAUUCAAACUGGUUCCGGAGGACUUCGAAAAAGGAGUGCUGAAGAUGGUGAUAAAAGCAUGAAA
Brenthis ino (lesser marbled fritillary) is the source of this 294-nucleotide messenger RNA. Lineage: Eukaryota; Metazoa; Arthropoda; Insecta; Lepidoptera; Nymphalidae. The record is from the annotation of a GenBank genome assembly.